This is a messenger RNA of Aaosphaeria arxii CBS 175.79, 789 nucleotides long. RefSeq names its product ribosomal protein S4e. The record is from RefSeq and is a predicted model, not a curated record. The transcript has 5 exons. Gene Ontology annotation, biological process: translation. Gene Ontology annotation, molecular function: structural constituent of ribosome; RNA binding. Lineage: Eukaryota; Fungi; Ascomycota; Dothideomycetes; Pleosporales. Gene Ontology annotation, cellular component: ribosome; cytosolic small ribosomal subunit. The coding region runs from base 1 to 789 and encodes 262 amino acids.
AUGGGCCGUGGACCAAAGAAGCAUCAAAAGCGCCUCAGUGCGCCCUCGCACUGGCUCCUUGACAAGUUGUCUGGUGCCUAUGCCCCCAAGGCUUCCCCGGGUCCUCACAAGCUCCGUGACUCCCUUCCCUUGAUCAUCUUCCUCCGCAACCGCCUAAAGUAUGCUCUCAACGGACGUGAGGUCAACGCCAUCCUCAUGCAGCGCCUCGUCAAGGUCGACAACAAGGUCCGCACCGAUGUCACCUUCCCCACUGGUUUCAUGGAUGUCAUCUCCAUCGAGAAGACCGGCGAGAACUUCCGUCUCAUCUACGACACCAAGGGCCGUUACACCGUUCACAGGAUAACCGCUGAGGAGGCUCAAUUCAAGUUGGGCAAGGUCAAGCGAGUUCAGGUUGGCAAGGGCGCCAUCCCCUACUGUGUUACGCACGACGCACGAACCAUCCGCUACCCCGACCCCGCCGUCAAGGUCAACGACACUGUCAAGAUUGACCUUGCCACUGGCAAGAUCGUUGACUUCAUCAAGUUCGACACUGGUGUCAUCGCCAUGGUCACUGGUGGACGUAACAUGGGUCGUGUCGGUGUCAUCACUCACCGUGAGCGCCACGACGGAGGUUUCAACAUCGUCCACGUCAAGGACGCCGUUGACAACGAGUUCUCCACCCGUGAGAGCAACAUCUUCAUCAUUGGCCAGGAGAAGCCAUGGAUCAGCCUCCCCAAGGGCAAGGGUGUCAAGCUCACCAUCGCUGAGGAGCGUGACCGCCGUCGCGCUUUCGCUCUCGCCGGCAACUAA